Messenger RNA from Nanorana parkeri, 1026 nucleotides. RefSeq names its product mitochondrial ribosomal protein L9 (gene MRPL9). NCBI's taxonomy places the organism in Eukaryota, Metazoa, Chordata, Amphibia, Anura, Dicroglossidae. Gene Ontology annotation, molecular function: structural constituent of ribosome. Gene Ontology annotation, biological process: translation. The coding region runs from base 53 to 952 and encodes 299 amino acids. The record is from RefSeq and is a predicted model, not a curated record. Gene Ontology annotation, cellular component: mitochondrion; ribosome. The transcript has 7 exons.
UGAUUGGUCGGAGUUCUACACGCGCUGUCCUUGGAGCGGAGAGGCCGGCGAGAUGCUGAAAGUGACGAGCCGCCUGCUGAGCCUGAGAGCCCCUAUAUGUGUCACCCCGAGCCGGGGCACAGUGAUUGUAGAACGCUGGUACAAUGUCCCCCUGGCUAAGGAAGGGGAGGAGCCUUACCUGCACCCACGACGGCACCGGAUUUACCGCGUGGUGGAGGACACCAAGCACAGCAAGAAGGGGAAGAUGGCGCUCAUCCUGACUCAGUCUAUACACAAGCUGGGCAGUCGUGGUGACACGGUGCUGGUGGAGAAAGCGUUUGGCCGGAAUAAGCUUCUGCCUCAGGGUCUUGCCGUUUACCCGUCUCCGGAGAACAAGCAGAUGUUUAAAGAGGAGAAAGAGAAACAAGAGACGGCGGCGCCUGCUGACCGCCAGCAGACUUGGACCGGGGAGAUGACUGUACAGUUCCUGAGAAAUUCCCGCCUGGAGGUCAGGAUGAGACCGGAGUCAGGAUGGACGCUGAGCAGAGAGAUGGUGGCUCGUCAUUUCUUCAGAAACCUCGGUGUGGUGGUCCCUGCACAGGCUCUGAAUAUCCCAGAGGAACCAAUCACAACAUUUGGAGAAUUUUGGUGUGUGAACGGCAUAGACACGGUCAGGGUACCGAUGGACGUGGUGCAGUUUGAUGGACCUCGCAGCAAACGUUAUCUCAUCUGGUUGGCCAAACAAGCGGCAGUGGAAAAUUCAGCCACCGGGGGCAGCAAAGCACCAGAAUCCACAGAGCCGCCACCAGAGGGCAGCAACGCACCGCAACCCACAUCCACAGAGCCGCCACCAGAGGGCAGCAACGCACCGCAAUCCACAUCCACUGAGCCGCCACCUGAGGGCAGCAAUGCACCGCGAUCCACAGAGCCGCCACCAGAGGGCAGCAACGCACCACAAUCCACCUCCAGCUGAACAGGCGGAUUGAUGAACACAGCGGUAAUCGGGCGGAUUGUUUGUGUAAGGCGGGUACGCGGCAGAUAUCUACU